Messenger RNA from Misgurnus anguillicaudatus (oriental weatherfish), 757 nucleotides. NCBI's taxonomy places the organism in Eukaryota, Metazoa, Chordata, Actinopteri, Cypriniformes, Cobitidae. The record is from RefSeq and is a predicted model, not a curated record.
UACCAAGCCGGUACUAAAAAAAAAAAAAAGUUACGGUUCCACGUUUUUUUAAGAACCGGGUACCCGGUCAACCCGGUUCUUGAUGCGCAAGGUGCGCACGCAGUCGCGUCCUCGUUAUAUAAGCACUGAGACAUGGCGACCGGCGGUGCUGCUGAUGCAGCGGCGGCUCAGAAUCCACUUGUUGAGAAGAAAGGAGGAAAGAGCCACGUAUGGAGAUAUUUUGGGUUUGCAGCUGAUGACAAGGGUAACAUUAUAGAUCCCCAAAAACCAGUUUGCAAAAGAUGUCACCGAAGUUUUCUCUCAAGAGGAGGAAACACUUCAAACUUAAUAAAGCACCUUAAAGACAGGCAUCCGGAUCUAAUGAGAGAGUUUAAGCAGCUGCAGACUGAGGAUGAUCAUCAAACACCUCAGCAAACUCUAAAACAGACAACAGUUACAGAUGCUUUUCAGCAGCAGCAGAAAUAUGACAAAAACUCACCUGAAGCAAGAAAACUUAACCGAGCUGUUGCAGAAUUUUUAUGUACAGAUCAAGUGCCCAUUUACACGGUUGAAAAACGUGGAUUCCAGCAAAUGUUUAAUGUUAUAAGAAAAGUGUGUUAAGUAAUUUGUGUGUUUUUGUUUAACUUUAUUAAUAAAAAAUAGUGUUUUGUUUGAAUAACAUGUUUUUGUGUUUUGCUUUGGUACCGGAAUUGGUACCGAGAACCGUGAAUUUUCACUGGUAUCGGUACCGAAUACUGAAUUUUUGGUACCGUGACAA